GAAACCUGCAGCUGAUGGUUCAGUCGAUAGCGAUGCAACAGAGCCCUCGAACUCCGCUUUCACUUUACAGAUUUCUGCUGAAAUGUGUGAGAAAAUUACCUGAAGAGACACAGAAGCAUUAUAAGCACCACGUGAAGCAGGCCUACGCAAGUCACUGUGAUGAAACUGACCCGCAAAGAAUACAACAAAUAAUUGACAGAGCUAUACAGGAUGCAGAAUGGCUGAUGAAAAAGUAUCAGAAGGGAACUGUAUGAUGACUGAAGUGCAUUUUGAUUACUGAUGAAAGUGAAAAAGUCGAUGACUCUUCUCAUCUCACCAGGAAUUAACUAAUUAAAAAUAACUCGGUCACAAGGGGUAACAUGUUCAUUUGUUUUUCAGAGUAUCUUUGUCGUGAAUUAACAGCUGAAUCCAAUGUCUCAUUACAUCAUUUGUUGGCAGUAUAGUCAGCUUACUUUUGCUGAAUGCUACAAUGCACAAACAUUUUGCUUUUAAUUUCUCCCUAUGCAGCAUAUUGUCAGAGUUUUGGGGGUUUCAAUAAAAGCAGGUUAUCAGUGUUCUGCUGCCUUUUGUAAGUCAGACCUCUUACUGCAAUCUGUUGAGCAUGUUACCAGUGUUCUACCAUGGCUUUUAAGACCUCUUACCCAAUCUGUUGAGCCUGAGAGCUUGCUCUUGCACUUGAGAUUCACCUUACAGCCUUUUUUCUUGCCACAGCCGACUAUUACAGUUAGAAUAAUGCAAGAAUAAAAGCAAAUUCUCUAAUGAUUGUGCAUACACUGUUAACAUUUGACAAAGUAUCUACAGAAGGUUAUCAAAACCAACCUAACAUUUAUGCCAAUGUAGGUUUGUUUAUUUCAAAACUGUUAUGGCAGGCAUACAUUGCUCAUGCCAUCAUUCUUUGAAGUUGUUACAGAUUGCAAAUAAGACUAUCCAAAAGAAAAUGAGAUUAGAGAACAAAAUCUGGAUAAUUGAGGUUUCAAUGUUUUUCUAAAAGUUAGUAAAAUAUACUCUAAGGACACAAGUCUGUUGGUUUGUUUGUUUUUUUUUCUGUUUUGUGUGCUCUGGUAAUCUGUUAUUGCCACUGUAAGAUCAUUAGUGCCUAUAUAUUUAGUUAGCCUAUUGUUUUCUAUAUGGGGCAUGUGGAAUGCACCUAGACAAGGGUAAUUUAUUCAAAAUGCUCUCAUGGCUUCAGCAGUUUUAAUAUCAUUGUUUUGGUAGGAAUGUUAUGCAGUCCAUUUUAGUUUCCAUGGAAACACAACUGCAGUAUACAGUACAGUUUAAGUAGCUAUUUCUAGGGCCAUAUCAAAUGUGUCAUUUUUUAGCGAUUGUCAAUUUAGGUUUUAUGUCAAUUACACCUUUGGUUUUUCUCUACUGUAAAGUUUGUUUAUAUGUAUAUUUCUUUCAGUUUUAACUGCACACUAUGCUUGAGUAUUGCUCUGCUGCAAGAUAUCUUUGCACUGCUUGUCAAGUCAAUAAAGAUUAAAUGCGA
Pocillopora damicornis (cauliflower coral) is the source of this 1486-nucleotide messenger RNA. Its product is annotated as LYR motif-containing protein 9-like. The record is from RefSeq and is a predicted model, not a curated record. Lineage: Eukaryota; Metazoa; Cnidaria; Anthozoa; Scleractinia; Pocilloporidae.